Molecule: messenger RNA, 99 nt
Organism: Dibothriocephalus latus
Lineage: Eukaryota; Metazoa; Platyhelminthes; Cestoda; Diphyllobothriidea; Diphyllobothriidae
Source: the annotation of a GenBank genome assembly
AUGACGCGACGUCAGAGUCACCAGUCGGGCUACUACGGCGGUGGACCGCCUGGCUCGGGCAAUUCGGUCGCCUCUCUGAAACGUGACGCUCCCUCCGGC